AUGGCGGAGGCGGUGGUGGAGCUGCUGGAGCGGGCGGCCCGGCGGGACACGCCGCUGGAGGAGCUGCGGGCCUUGCGGCUCGCCGUGCAAGCCGUUCCGCCUGCAGCCCUCCGCGCCUGCCUCAGCGACGAUCACCUGGGAGCGCUCUUCGCCCUGCUGAGCGUUAAUGACCGGGAGCAAGUGUCUGCGUGUGUUUCCAUCCUGGAGAGGCUCCUGCAGGCCCUGGACCCGGUCUAUGUGAUCCAGAACCUCAGAGAAGAACUUCAGAAAGGGCUUUUCCACCCCGACGACUCUGUGAAGAUCCUCACCAUAUGUCAGGUUGGGAGGAUUGUUGAAAAUUCAGAGGCUGUUACUGAAAUUCUCAACAGUCCUGAACUGUUACGGCAAAUAAUAAAUUGCAUUGGUGGAGAGAAAAUAGCAGUGGCUAAAGAGGCCAUCAAGUCUCUCUCAAGAAUAGCACAGACUCAAGAAGGUUUAGAGGCUUUGUUUGUGAGCAGUCUGUUGAGUGACUUGAAAAAUGUCAUGGCAACAAGUGACAUCGUUCGAUACAGAGUUUAUGAGUUAAUUGUUGAGAUUUCUUCGGUGUCAGCAGAGUCACUGAAUUACUGUGCAAACAGUGGCUUAAUAUCAGAGUUAAUUGGAGAGCUGACUGGAGAUGAUGUGCUGGUCAGAGCUACAUGUAUAGAGAUGGUGACCUCGCUGGCCCACACUCCCCAUGGCCGUCAGUAUCUCGCUCAGCAAGGAGUUAUUGAUAAGAUUUCAAACAUCAUCGUUGGUGCAGAGUCUGAUCCUUUCUCAGGCUUCUAUUUACCAGGGUUUGUUAAGUUCUUUGGAAAUCUGGCUGUUGUAGACAGUCCACAACAGAUCUGUGAACGCUACCCUGUCUUUGUGGAAAAAGUCUUUGACAUGGCAGAGAGUCAUGAUCCAACCAUGAUCGGAGUGGCUGUGGACACGCUUGGAAUCCUGGGAUCAAAUGUGGAAGGCAAACAGGUUUUACAGAAAACCAGAAGUAGAUUCCAAAAUCUGUUAACCAAAAUAGGACAUCAGGCCAAGAAUGCCCCCACGGAGUUACGGCUGCGGUGCUUGGAUGCAAUUUCUUCUCUUCUUUACUUGCCUCCAGAGCAGCAGACAGAAGACCUUCUAAGAAUGACUGAAUCAUGGUUUGCAUCCUUGUCUAGCCAGCCUUUGGAACUCUUCAGGAGCAUCAGUACUCAGCCAUUCCCUGAUCUGCACUGUGGGGCUUUACGGGUGUUCACAGCUAUUGCAAACCAACCAUGGGCCCAGAAGCUGAUGCUUGACAGUCCAGGGUUCGUGGAGUACAUUGUAGACAGAUCUGUGGAGCCUGACAAAGCUUCAAAGGAUGCCAAAUACGAACUGGUGAAGGCCCUUGUGAACUCCAAAACCAUCGCGGAAGUCUUUGGCAAUCAAUAUUACUUGAGGCUCAGGGCUUACUUGCGGGAGGGCCCUUACUAUGUCAAGGCAGUUUCUACUACAGCUGUGGAAGGAGCAGAAUAAUGUCACUGAUGUCUGGGUUCCCCUUCCUGCAAACCAUGUUGCUGAAAUAAGUGUUAAGAUAUAAGGUGUAAAGACUCCCCAUGCUGGAGUCUCUUUGAAUUGUCUCUUCAAAGGAUUGUGAAGCACUUGGACUCUGAAACGAGUCAUGAGAGCAAAUCAAACCCUAUAGGGCACAGCCUAUUUUCCCAUAGAAUGCCAUGGCAGAAGGUCUCUGUGUGUUCUCAUAAGACAAGUCACCAAGAUGAGCACCCUGUCAGCUGCUCACUGUCUUACUCUGCAGAAUUAAUCAGUGUUUAGGUAAACUGUUGUUGGGUUUGGAGUUCCUAUCUUGUUUCUUCAGCAGAUCACAAUUCAAUUAAAAAACCCAAACAUCAAAACUCUGAGGUUUGUAAUCUUAGAUGCUGCCAUAGUUUCUCUAUUUUUUUUUUUCUUAUAUCUGCUGAAGUAGGCUCUUACAUGGAGCAUUUAGCCUGUCAUGUUCUGUCAGAUACCCUGUUGGUAGCAGUAAGCUAGUGACAUUCUGUCCACAGGAGGGAGCACAAACUG
Indicator indicator is the source of this 2061-nucleotide messenger RNA. It is a transcript of the gene PSMD5, whose product is annotated as proteasome 26S subunit, non-ATPase 5. The coding region runs from base 1 to 1515 and encodes 504 amino acids. Lineage: Eukaryota; Metazoa; Chordata; Aves; Piciformes; Indicatoridae. Gene Ontology annotation, cellular component: cytosol. The record is from RefSeq and is a predicted model, not a curated record. The transcript is spliced from 10 exons. Gene Ontology annotation, biological process: proteasome assembly.